AGAGAGAGAAUUGUUCUUUAUAUGCCAGUUGAAGAAAUUUCAUUCCUAAUUCUAGCAACUUUUUCUUUGGGUGCAAGAAGGUUUGAUAUCUUCUUAACAAAUAAGUCUUCGUUUUCCUCUAGUUGCUAAGGAAAAACAAAGGCAACACUUUCCAAAACCGUCUUUCCACUAAUUUGCCUGUACAGAACUAUUUUCUCGAUGGUUUAAUUUCAACUCUUAUUUAGGUUUUCGGAAGAAGAAAAAAGGAACAGGAUGAAACGAGGAAGUAGUGCAGAAGAUUCCAAGUCAAGCCCCAAAAACCAAAUUGAAUUUGAAGAAGAAGAGGAGGAGGAGGAGGAGGAGGAGGAGGAGGAGGAGGAAGACGAUCUCGAGACAGAAGAAAAUAGCAAAUUACCUAAAGGUACAAGAACGAGCUCUAGUAACAGCACCGUAGAAGAGAAUGGGAAAAAGUCGACCAACUCUGGAGGUGUACGGCAGUAUGUACGCUCGAAAACGCCGAGGCUACGGUGGACACCUGAGCUCCAUCUUCGCUUUAUUCAUGCUGUUGAAAGAUUAGGAGGGCAAGACAGAGCCACACCGAAAUUGGUUCUUCAAUUAAUGAACAUUAAAGGACUUAGCAUAGCUCAUGUCAAGAGCCAUCUUCAGAUGUACAGAAGCAAGAAGACUGAUGACCCCAAUCAAAUUUCUACUGAUGGAAGAUUCCUACUUGAAAACGGAGAUCACCAUAUUUUCAAUCUAAGCCAUUUUCCUAGGCUACAAGGGACGUUUAACCAAGCUUCUAGUUCAAGCUUAAGAUACGAUGAUUCUACAUGGAGUCGUCAAGUAAAUUCUUCUUUGUACAAUCCUUAUAACAUCAACAUUGGGAGUGCCUCAAGUUUAAGUACUAGACAUGGUUUUUCAAGCCACGGUCACUCACACGGACCACUAUUUCCAUGGAAUAAAACCCUUCAAAUUGAGAAAAACCCUCAACACUUUCAUAAUCAAAGAUUUUGGAGUACUCAAAUUGGAACAAGCUCUACAAAACAAAAUCUCCUAAUGACAUUACCAAUAGAUAGAGAUAGAGAUGGAGGGAUCAGAGAGCAAGAAAUUAUGAAGACACAAAUGCGAAAUAAUAAUUCUCUUUCCUCGAGGGGUAAAGGUUGGACGACUGAAGCAGGGACAACAACAACAUGCGCACCCAAUAAAAGAAAGAUUCAAGAUUCAGAAAUCAAUCUUGACUUGAACCUUUCACUGAAAAUAACAAGAGAGGAUGAUGAUCAUCAGAAAAGAUUAAAAGCUGAACAAGUUGGGAAUCUUCUUUCUCUUUCUUUGUUCUCCUCCUCAACUACUUCAAUGGAUGAUCAACAAAAUCAAGGUGCAAGGAUGGCAAGUACCCUAGAUCUGACUUUGUGAAUGGAGACAAUAUUCUAAGUGAGAUAUUGAGGUACUUGUUGAUGGGAAUUGAUAAAUUACUUACAUCAUUUGCAGCAAAUCUUUGUCCUAUGUAUAUUCUAGCAGCUACUACUGUGCAAGGUAAUGUCGCCUUUGUUGUUAUUCCCAAUUUGUAUGCAUAAAAGAUACUAAUAAUAUAUCAUUGAGGAAUUCUAGGCAACAAUUAGUUACUAUUGUUUAUCUGAAUUUUCACUCUUCAACAUUGGGUAAUGGGAAUAAGUGAAAAAACAAUUCAAUUGCUCUUGUCCCCCCUGACAUUUGUGUACACCUAGCUAUCUUGAAUACUACUUAAGUUGUCAGU
Messenger RNA from Nicotiana attenuata, 1732 nucleotides. RefSeq lists its product as uncharacterized. Gene Ontology annotation, molecular function: DNA binding; DNA-binding transcription factor activity. Lineage: Eukaryota; Viridiplantae; Streptophyta; Magnoliopsida; Solanales; Solanaceae. Bases 253 to 1392 code for a protein of 379 amino acids. The transcript is spliced from 5 exons. The record is from RefSeq and is a predicted model, not a curated record.